Peromyscus maniculatus bairdii (prairie deer mouse) is the source of this 661-nucleotide messenger RNA. The record is from RefSeq and is a predicted model, not a curated record. Lineage: Eukaryota; Metazoa; Chordata; Mammalia; Rodentia; Cricetidae.
AUUGAAAGUGAAUAUGUUUUUAAUUUCUAGGAAUAUAUGAAUAAUAUUGCCAAACUUAUAAGUGAGAUGAAAGUCAAAGAGGAGGGACAUAAAAUCGAAAUGAGCAAACUUUAUCAGGAUAUGCAAAAAAAAGUUGAAUUAAAUGAAGAAAAGCACAAAGAAUUAAUGGCAAAGAAGGAGAUGGAAAUAGCGGAGCUAAAUGCAAAGUUACGAACUCAAGAGAAGGAAAAGCAAAAUGAAAUACUCAGACUACGUCUAGAAUUUGACACCAAACUAGCAAGAAUUCAGACAAAGUCAAAAUCCUAUGCAGAUGCUACUAUUCUGCCACAAAGUAUCUACAGAAGGAAGCUUCAACAUCUUCAAGAGGAAAAGAGCAAGGAGAUUUCGAGUCUCCAGAACACCAUCCGAGACCUGGAGCAGCGCCUUGCAGUGGCCAAAGACUCCCGCCUCACACGGAGACGGUUUUGAGUGAGCACUUUAUGCAACAGCUACAGCUUAGUUUCUUUAAAGGCAUUAAAAAAAUUCUUUCACUUCUUUUUUCAAUGUGAGCAUGCUAAAUAAUAAAGACGCACACUUUUAAGCUUUUUAAAAUUGCAUUUAUUGAGAUAAGUCUGUACUGUGGCCAACUCUGUACUGCAUUCUUGCUUAAUGGUAUUAGCCA